This is a messenger RNA of Polychytrium aggregatum, 1099 nucleotides long. RefSeq lists its product as uncharacterized. Bases 161 to 928 code for a protein of 255 amino acids. The record is from RefSeq and is a predicted model, not a curated record. The transcript is spliced from 4 exons. Gene Ontology annotation, cellular component: membrane. Lineage: Eukaryota; Fungi; Chytridiomycota; Chytridiomycetes; Polychytriales.
GGCCUGGCCAUCGGCAAAGGCUCAAGGCCCGUCGAUCGUCCGGAAGGCGUUGGCGGUCCAGCAAAAAAAUGCCCCGUCGACCCAGAGCAUCUCGGCAGUCUUCUUGCAUCGGCCGUCCGUCCGUCCUGUCUCAUUCCGGCACCGCAUCCGCUCCCCCACCAUGCUCAAGAGGUUCUUCAACUUCCAUCUGGACGAUGUCGAUCCGGAGUGCUUUGUGACGUCGUCGCUCUGCAGCCCAUAUGCGCUGUUCUACUACCGCUGCGGCGUGUUCAUCACCUCGUUGACGGUGAUGAUCAUCAGCCUGUCGUCCCUGCUGCUUCAGCAGGCGCCAUUCUUUGCCUGGAUCUCGGCCUUUACGGACCUGAGCUGGAUCGGCCUGGUGGUGUACUUUGGGUUCUCCACCGUCGUGACGGGUCUCUACAUCUGGCGAAACGGCAAGACUCCCAGCAGCAAGACAUUCAUCUUUAUCCACUGGUCGCUAUACCUCCUCCCGGCCGUCUACCACUGGAUUGUCCCGGUGGUCUUCUGGGCAUUCCUUGCGCCAUACGUCCUGAAGUCGUCCUUGGCCAGUGGACCUCUCACCACCUUCGUCACCAUCGUGCCACACUCCUUCGACUGGGUGUUCAUGUUCAUCGAGUUUUUGCUGAAUCGCAUCCCGAUAUUCUACUCCCAGUGGUACAUACCGAUCCUCUUUGGCGUGCUCUUUGUGGUCUAUGUGUUCUACCAGCAUGCGGUGUUUUCACAGUACACUUCCAGCCCCGACGGCUUCUGGGUCUAUCCGUUCCUGGACACAUCCAAGCCCUACGCCUAUGCCUGGUAUCUCGGCAUUGCUGUCUACUUUGCCAUCAUCUUUCUCAUCGUGGCUUCGCUGCACAAACUGCGCGACCGCUUGAGGAAAGGCGCUGUCAAGAGUCUGCGCGAGGAGUAGUCCAACACGAUCGAGGCGGAUGUUCAGUGCCAGUCGGUGGGACGCUAGCGAGAUCCGGCUCUCUAGCUACUGCCCUUGCCUGGUUGCCAUGAUCGUCGUUGGGACUCUGCCCCGCAUCUCAUCUCAGACUCGGCGAAUGGCUGUGUGUCAAUCCAUGUCCUUUCUCUUUCC